UGGCUCUUCCUCCUCAGUAUUAGUCUGCAGUAGUGACCCACAGCCUCAUACACCCACGCACACACACCGCUCCUGCCUUGCCAACCGUUCUGAGGCCGUGAACGAGAUGAAGCUCGGAGAGAACGGGAGGAAUCUGCUCUGCUCUGACUCUCUGCGGUAGGAAGAAAGAUGUUUCCACCAGAGAAGGAAGAGGGACGGUGUCUUAGAGGAGGAGGACACAGCGGACCGAAGAGCACGGCCUGCGGGACUCUGCAGGAAUCUGCGGAGUUCAGGCCGCUGCUGCGCCGGGGACCGAGCGGCGGGAGCCGGCGUAUUGUGAAACUGUGAGCCGCUGCAGGAGGAGACCAUCCAGGAUGCAAGCUUCAGCUUCGGACGGUCCGUAAAAAGUUAGCUGCAGUAAGAACCUGCGUACGCGUGAGCGCGUGCAGCAGUGAGAGUGUGUAUUUGCGUGCGAGAGAGUCUGAGGUGUUUGUGUGCGUGUGUGAGACCGUGUGUGAGUGUGUGUCAGAAUGAGUCUGGUCUCGGGCUUCCCGCACCACCCGGUCAUGCACCACCACGACACCCACCACUACUCCCUGCAUGCGGCGGCAGGGCGGUGUCACGAGGACACCGGGGCUCCUCCGUACUUCACGAGCUGGCUCAUCAGCCACGCGGAUAUGUCUCCCACAGAGUACGGCCUCGCACCCGGCUACAGCCCAGAGUACCAUGGCAACAGCGGCGGCGGGUCCACGGGCGGCCUGGACCCACACCAUCACCACCACUAUGGCCCCGGAGGUCUGGUUCCGGGGGCCGGUGCAAUCUCGGUGAACGGAGCAGCUGUCGGUAUGCACCACCACCUCACACACCCCCGUACAGUGAAGCGGAGACCCACAGCCAACAGGAAGGAGCGGCGGAGGACCCAGAGCAUCAACUCGGCCUUCGCAGAGCUGCGGGAGUGUAUCCCCAACGUGCCAGACACCAAGCUGUCCAAGAUCAAAACGCUGCGGCUCGCCACCAGCUACAUCUCCUACCUGAUGGACAUCCUUGACAAGGACGGACAGCACGGGGACACGCAGGCUUUCAAGGCCGAGCUGAAGAAGACGGAGGCGGAGGAGCGGCGGAAGAGGGAGACGGUGGAGAUCCCAAAGACGACUUCAUCCUCCUCCUCCUCUUCGUCGUCGACAGCGGGAGAUAAGAAGAGCAAAGGACGGACAGGAUGGCCUCAACAUGUUUGGGCUCUGGAACUCAAACAGUAGCGACCCCCCACCUUCAUAAUGAGGGCUGAUAGCGCUCCUCUCCUCCUCCUGCUCCUCCUCCCUCUCCUCCUCCUCCUCCUCCUCCUCCAGCUCUGCGCUCGAGGAAACAGAUGAUGGGACAAUAAGAGCACGCAUGGACUCUAUGGCGUCAUCGACCCACCACCACCUCCACCUGUCUGUGGACCUGCACGCGCCGUGUUUCGGUAUGGAGACGCGUAUGACAGUUCACUGAUACCUUGCCUGUUGGAGCUUUGAGAGAACAUGACGCCAUUACGCUCAAAACCGACAUUGGAAAAGACGCUCCCCCUUAUUCCGCCAUAGUGACAGUCAGAUUCUUGAACCCCAACUUAAAUUUGAUCUCCAUAAAUUAACAUUUUCAAGAUGUUCAAUUUCAUUUUUACCAAAAUUAGCCUCAACUAGAACUCAUCUACCGGUAUAGGCUACUAGAUGUUUGUUUCUGUAUUCCAUAUGAUUCCCACGUCACGUCGAAACAAACUCAAAAUAUUCUUAUCUAUUUAUUUCUUUGCAAGCCUGAACCAUGUUUUUUUUUCUGACACUGAACCUUAAAACCAGAGUGUUAAAAUGGAAUAAACAAAGAGCACAGCGUUCAAUAGGCUAAAUGUUCUCAAUGCGUCGGAAUAAGAUGCAUUUGGAGCGCAAGGCUUCGGAAUUUGACGACCUAGGUUGAAACUCUAAGCAUCUGAAAAGGGUGAGUUUUUCUUCUAUCGGAAUAUUUGCAGCAUUUAAGAUUGAAAAACCCUAACUUACGGCCUUCAGUCCCCGGUUGUUCAAUGCACUGUCGUCUUGAAGAAAAUACAACCCUUUCAAGAAGUUAAUUUAAGAUUUUGAUUGAAAAUUAAUUACAUUUAAAGAAUAUGUACAGGUAGGUUUCAAUCAAAUUUUCUCUAAAAUUCACCAAAUAUGAUGCCAGCUGGGCUUUAGCAGCCCAAACUCACUAGACCUUUGCACUGGUGCUCCAAUUACCAGUUCGUUAGAUUGGUGCAUCUACUCAGUCUCAACUAUCUAGUUUUUCCCAAUGCGUAACAAUAAGCUUGUUUUUCCCCAUAAACUCAAAAUCAGAGUCAAAUGAUAUAAGCAUUUGUGAAGGUGAAAGGUGCGGAAAAGCCACCUCGUGCGUCAAAAUGAGACACUGAAGGGUCGUGACAACGCGUCAGAAUCUGACGAUCUGGGCAAAGAACGUGUUAGUAUGAAACGAGCGUUUUCUGUUGGAUGUUUACAGAAUUAAGGACAAAAAAAGCUCUUAAAUGAUGUUUUACCAGACUUAACAGCCAAUUAAAGCAGAUUCAGACCACUGCUGGUGAACACACACAAACACACACGCACACACACACACACACACACACACACAGACAGAUACAUAGACACAGACACAGACACAGACACAGACACACACACACACACACACACACACACACACAACACACACACACAACACACACAACACACACGGGGCUGUCGACCUGUCUCCUCUUUAUUUAAUGGAAUAUAUUUAUGUGCAAUGUGGACAGACUGAGUUUCUGUGAUUAAAGGUAUAUGUGAAGUCUCUCUCUCUCUCUCUCUCUCUCUCUCUCUCUCUCUCUCUCUCUCUCCCUCUCUCUCGCUCUCUCUCUCUCUCUCUCUCUCUCUCUCUCUCUCUCUCUCUCUGUUGAAAUUGUAAUGACGUCACGAUGAUGGCGUGGUGUAAGUGUUGUGGUGUGAUUAUGCUCAGUGUGGGAUGUAAACAGUGUCAUGACUUUAAUAAAGCAGAACCUGGUUUACACAUUGA
Notolabrus celidotus (New Zealand spotty) is the source of this 3021-nucleotide messenger RNA. RefSeq names its product heart and neural crest derivatives expressed 2 (gene hand2). Gene Ontology annotation, molecular function: protein dimerization activity; RNA polymerase II transcription regulatory region sequence-specific DNA binding; DNA-binding transcription factor activity, RNA polymerase II-specific. Gene Ontology annotation, biological process: heart development; regulation of transcription by RNA polymerase II. NCBI's taxonomy places the organism in Eukaryota, Metazoa, Chordata, Actinopteri, Labriformes, Labridae. The record is from RefSeq and is a predicted model, not a curated record.